Molecule: messenger RNA, 3342 nt
Organism: Symbiodinium sp. CCMP2456
Lineage: Eukaryota; Dinophyceae; Suessiales; Symbiodiniaceae
Source: the annotation of a GenBank genome assembly
GUGGACUCGGAGGCUGCGGAGGGGGAGGAGAGCUCUCGGCUGCGCCAACUCUGCGACCGCCUGCAGGGCGAGGUGGAGGAGCUUAAGGGCCAGCUGCAGAGCUCCAACUCUAAGGAGCUGAAGGCAGCGCAGAAGCGCAUCAAGGAGCUGGAGCGACAGCAGCAGCGGCAGGAGGGUCAGGACUCCAGGGACUUGACCAUCUCAGCUCUGCGGGAGACCAACAUGCAGAUGCAGGCCGAACUUGACCGGCGAGGUCUCGACUUAGCAGCUGCUCGUCGCAAGGCCGUGGAGGCGGAGAAGCGCCUGUCGGAGAAGGAGGAGGUUUUCUCCGACACAUGCCAGCGGUUGGUUGAAGCACAGCAGCGCGUGGCACAGCUGGAGGGGGAGCUCACCCAUCAAAGGGAGGUCCAGACAUCACUCCAGAGCCGACUGCAGGGUGCCAGAGCUCAGCAGACCGUGGCCGAGGUGGAGUUGAGGCAAGCGAGGCAUGCGCUCUCUUCGGCCACCGGCCUGGAGUCCGACCUGCAGAGGAGAAGUGUUCCUUACGGGAGCGGAUCCUUUGCCCCACGGGCUUCGGCUGACUUGCAAGCGCCAGACCUCAACCUCAGCGUGAGCCAGGCCGAUGAGUUGGCAUCCACCGUGUCCGCGGAGAAAGCGCCUCCGAGCAGGUUCAUCAGCGCCGAUUCGGAGAGUACCAGGGAGAUGCCAAAGGCCGCGCCCUUGCCCAGGAGUUCUCCACAGACGUGGAUGGAAACUCCGCGCAUCUGGCAGCCAGUUGGAGCUCUGGUGAGGCGGCUGCCCCCGUCGCAUGAACUCACUCUGAGAACCAGUUCGCACUUCCGCGACUUGCUGCUGAAGCAGCAAGGAAUCCUCUACGAGGACCAGCAGGUCCUGCUGGCCCUUCGCUCGCGCGUAGCACCUUCAACAUCCACAUCAACUCGACGGACCAUCGAGUUCGAGGCCACACUUUCCAAUCGCAGUGGACAUCAAAUACAUGACGUGAAGCUGCAACCAGCUGCUGACGCACAGAGCGUGGCGAGCCGCUUCGACUUGCAACUGCAGGUCCGUGGCCGCGAAAGCGCUGGCCAUUCAUCAUCCAUGCUUUGGCCGCAGCACCAGCUGCACUUUUAUGGCAAACUAGAGGUGUUUGGCGUGGUGGAUUCAUCCGAUGGGGGACCGCAGGUCGACUUGUCCUACCUCCUGCCGGACAACCAAGCUCUCAGGGCGCGGCUGCGUUUGCCCCUGGGCGCCACGCGGCUCAUGGCCCCAGCGCCCAGCAGGCCCUUGGCUCCUCUGAAGGCGUUGCAGCUCUGGGAUGCUCCGGAAUUCCAACACACGGAAGUCUCGUGCAUCUGCCAGCUGCGGACCUCCUUGGCAGGGCGCAUGGGAGCCUUCGCCAUUUGGCAGGCCUUGGAGUUGGGUGGCGCCCUGAAGUGUCUCCCAGGUGCCGGGGGUUUCCGCGAUGCGCUCUUCGGCGGAUGCUACGUUGUGGGAGAGCCCGUGGACGUGCUGAUGAGAGCCGAGCUGGGGCCCAUGCCCGGGGAGGAGGCGAAGACGGCGAGGGCCAGUCGGGAGGAGCUGUGUCGAAUCGCGGUGCGCUCCACGUCCCACCUUGUGAACCGCGGCGUGGCGCAGGCAGAGUCCUCCACGCUUUGCUUUGUGACCGAUCCAGAGCCCCUACUUCUCUGGAAUGCACACAUCCUGAGCCUGCGCCAUGAGAAAGUCGUCAUCAACAACUGGAUGCACGUGAAGGGCGGGCUUAUCCAGGGGCUGGGUCCAGGCGAGCCGCCACCGCUUCAAGGAAGGAAGCUGGACUUGGAGGGGCGGACUGUUUUGCCUGGACUGGCAGACAGCCACUUGCAUGUUUUCGCCUUGGGGAAAGCAGAUGCCGCCGUGAGCCUGGGUGAUUGCAAGUCCAUCGCAGACUUGCAGAAGCGGACUCGGGAGCAUCUGGAGGAGGAUCCCCCCUUGAAGCUCCUAGAAGGCAUGGGCUGGGAUCAAGACCUCCUUGGCCGGAUCCCCAACAAGGAGGAUCUUGAUGCCUGCAUUCCUGACAUCCCAGCCGUGUUUUAUCGGCGGUGUCACCAUGUCUGUGUUCUGAAUUCAGCAGCUCUCCGAAAGUGCGCCAUCACAUCAGAGACCCCAGAUCCAGAGGGCGGUGUCGUUGAGCGAGAUGCCGACAGGCAGCCCACAGGGGUUUUGAAAGAAAGCGCCCUGACGCUGCUCCUUGGAAACCUGAAGGAGGAGGAGCCUCUGGAGCGGGAGAAGGCGAUUCUGCUGAGGGGGCUGAAGCUCUGUGUGGAGAACGGUGUCACGUUCCUGCAAUCCAAUGAUGGCAAGAAUCUGGGAGGAAUCCGGCGACCAUUCGAUGCCUAUGCCUCCUUGGCAGAUGAAGGCAGGUUACCAUGUCGGAUAUUCUUGACGAUAGAGUGGCAGGCUGUAGGAGAGGAAGGCAUGCCGAAGUCGAAAGCAUCGCAUCCCUCGGGCCUGCUCUCCUGUGAUCGUGCGAAGAUUUGGACCGAUGGGGGCCUUGGCGCGAGCACAGCUGCGAUGCUCGAGCCGUAUGCGGACGACCCGACAAAUAGUGGCGUUAUGCAGAUGACACGUCCAGAAAUAGACUCCACCCUAGCCCUUCUGAAGAAGCAUGGAUUCAGAGUCGAAGCCCAUGCAAUUGGUGAUCGGGCAGCCACGGAUCUAGUUGAUGCCUUCGAGAAGUUUAUGCCUGGCAGUCAGCGGCCCGUGCUGACACACUGCCAGUUUCUGAAUCGGGAUUUGGUGAGCCGCAUGUCGAAGUUGGGAAUUAUUGCCAACGUUCAGCCGCAGUUUGUGCCCUCCGAUCUUCCAAUCGUUAAAGCUCGCGUAGGUGAGGCCACAGAGCGAUAUAGGUAUGCCUAUGUCUGGAAGACUUUGAUGAAGAGCGGCGUGCGCGUCGCUGGUGGCAGUGAUGCACCUGUCGAGUCUCCCACUCCGCUGAUUGGCAUGGCUGAUGCGAUGGAGCAUGCCUUGUUUGAGUCAGAGAGGAUGAGCUUUGCCGAAGCUCUGUCCAUGUAUACCACCGAAGCUGCCUAUGCAGCAUGGGCAGAGGACCGCCUGGGCGGUCUCGAGGAAGGAAAGCAGGCCGACUUCAUCGUCCUCUCGUUGCGAACGAAGAGCGAACCCACAGCGGCUGAACUACGCAGUGCCACAGUUGAGAAGGUUUUCGUGCAAGGAAGGCAGGUCCACGAUCAGAGCGAUCAGAAUGAGCGAAAGAGGCGCCGCUUGACGGUGGGAGAUGCACCGGGCAAGAACGGCGCUCCCCUUUGGAUCUCGGGGCGAUGCCCAUGCCCUGCAUGCGACCCCUGA